AUGCCUCUGUGGUUGGAAUACAAGUAUGUGAUCCGAGACGGCCACGGCAACUGCAGGUGGGAGGAUUUCGGAGUCCGAUCACUACCGAUGUUUAGUUCGACCUCCCCCGCAUCUGCAACAAUGAAUCUGUUGCAGUUGUCGCACGGCGGAAAGCCAUUGAACCGGCUCCUGCCCUUCUGCAGGGGCAGACGCCUGAAGCCAGGGCUUGUACUUCGCAUUGACACGUUUGGAUCCUGGGCCGCGAAGACCGAGGCCACAUGGCACGCCACCAAUCGAUGGGGACCAGAUGUUGCUGGCAUGAGUGCCGCUUUGUGCGGCAGCAGCUUUCUUUUCGUUUCCGGAGCUGCAGUGCAUCGUGGGAGCAUCGAGAACUACGCCGCCAGGAUCUUCGCUGCACCUCGAAGGUCUCGGCUGCUGCUGGCAUUAGCACAAGUCCGGCAGAAGGUCUUCGACAGAAUGCCACCAGAACUCUGGCGUCUGGUCAUAGACUUCGUGGGGCUUCUCCUGAACAGUCAUGGCGAAGUCCUCGAUGUACCUGGGCCGUUGGAUUGUGGUGAUGGGCCUUACCUCUUUGAUGCGAGGCCAUGA
Symbiodinium sp. CCMP2592 is the source of this 588-nucleotide messenger RNA. Lineage: Eukaryota; Dinophyceae; Suessiales; Symbiodiniaceae. The record is from the annotation of a GenBank genome assembly.